AUGAGUAUGAGUACCAAGAUCGCCAAAGCCUGUGACCCUUGUCGACUGCGCAAGCGAGACAUCAGCGCAUCUGUAUCACAGCUGCCUCCACCAGGGUCUGGUCUAUCAGUUGGUGCGCUGUCCGCAAAUGCUAGUCCCACAACUCAAUGGCCUGACCAUCUCAGCGCCGAGGAGUCUGAGCAGGCAGUCCAACACGAGGUCUACCACAGCGUCACCGAGACACAUUUGUCGUCCACUCCAACCGAUAGCUCGCAGCUCUUCUACGGACCUUCAUCAUGCUUUGCUUUUCUUCAGCAAAUACACCGAGGCAUCUUACCCACGACAGAUCAUGGCAAGCAUGAGGGAAACAAGACGCAACCUGGCCUUGACACUUUUAUGCAGAGUUCGAUAUUCUUCGGGACACCACCAAGGAUUAGCCAAGAGGCAAUCCGAUCCGAGAGCAUCCAACGGUCAACCAUAUCAAGGGAAAUAGCGCAAGACUUCCUCCAAGGCUUCAAGAUCACAUCUCACUAUCGACUGCCAUUUUAUACGAUCGAAGAGCUCGACAGUUUGUUACAGAUGACAUACGACUCACGGUAUGCACAAAAUAUACCGCCGCAGACAAAAGCCAGCUUCCUAGCAAUAUUGGCCAUUGGCGCUCUAUCUACGCCACAGACAGACCUCGCAGAAACCCUCUUUACCGAAGCCAGACGUGAAGCCGUCAGUCUGGAGGAUGCAGUGACAUUGCAGACUCUCCAGCUGUCCCUAUUAUUUGCCGACUACCAGGUCAAUAUUGGUCGCCCGACUUCGACUUACAUGCACCUUGGUAUGGCUUGUAGGAAGGCGCUUGCAUUUGGCCUGUAUAUUAGCGCCCUUUCUACCCGGUUGGAUAGCCUCACGUUACAAAAGCAUCAAACUACACUUUGGUCACUUUACUUCUAUGAAACAUACCAAGCUCUGACUCUAGGGCGACAAAGCAGUCUAAGAUGGAAGGACAUCACCUGCCCAUUUCCAACAGAGCCACUCCCCAUCGUCAGACUCUGCCGCAUCGCCAAGAUCAUGGAGGAUGCCGCAGAAGGUAUGUACGGAACAAGAGCAAAUUCUCUUCGGCAGCUGUACGUCAUGGCAGAAGAGUUACGUGGUCGCCUUGGUCAGUUUGCACGGGAGUACGGGAUUGCUUCCGCACAAUCGGGCACUGACCAUGGCUUCCCCGAGACGCGCGAGUCUAUGACUCUACACAAUUAUAUGUGA
Fusarium proliferatum ET1 is the source of this 1230-nucleotide messenger RNA. RefSeq lists its product as uncharacterized. Gene Ontology annotation, biological process: DNA-templated transcription; positive regulation of transcription from RNA polymerase II promoter by galactose. Gene Ontology annotation, molecular function: zinc ion binding; DNA-binding transcription factor activity, RNA polymerase II-specific; RNA polymerase II cis-regulatory region sequence-specific DNA binding. The record is from RefSeq and is a predicted model, not a curated record. Lineage: Eukaryota; Fungi; Ascomycota; Sordariomycetes; Hypocreales; Nectriaceae. The coding region runs from base 1 to 1230 and encodes 409 amino acids. The transcript is spliced from 3 exons. Gene Ontology annotation, cellular component: nucleus.